AUGGAGAGAAAAUUGAUAAACAGGAUAGAAUCAGAAUUUGAAACUUUGGUCAUGGAUGAAAGGAAGGGUAUUGAUUGCGUUCCUUUCAGUAAUCCAAUUGCUGUUAACCUUCAAGAUGAAUCUACAUAUUAUCACUCAAUUUAUGUUGUAUACAAUCCGUCCAUGAAGCAUUGCAAAACCCUUCCUGCACCUCCAUUCAGAGAAGCUCCUGUCAUCGGUAUAGAAAGAAGUAGAAAUAUAGUAGAUAUCAGGAAAGAUGUGCUUCAUAUUGGAAUUUACUCUUCCAAGACAGACUCUUGGAGAGAUGCAGGAGAACCCUUUCCUUUCCCAUCACCUGUUAGAUUAUGGCAGUCUGGCGUGUAUUGGAAGGGUUCAGUGCACUGGAUUGACCAGUGGAGCGGAACUCUUCAUUAUUUUAAUAGUGAUUGUGAAUCAAUGAAGACAGUUGCAAUGCCAGUGCAGUCGUAUUCCGGAGGAGAUUAUAGUAAGCAUAUUUUAUACUUUGGCGAGUGCAAGGGGCAUGUGCAUCUUAUGUUGAUGGUCAAGGGCGACAUCCCCCGUUUUGACAUUUGGGAGAUGCGAAUGGAGUAUUCGGGAUGGAAUGUCAAGUAUUGCGUUGAUCUUAGUCCAUUAACAACUGUGUAUCCUAGCAUUCUACUAGAAAGAGCUCAAUUCUUCGGUCGUUUUGCAUUGGAUAUACUGCUUAUUGAGGAAGGCGAAGAUUCAUCAAGGUUAAUAUUAUGGAUACCGGAGAACAAGAUGAUAUCUUUUGACCUUGAUAAUAAGAAUUUUAAGGAAAUGUAUGAUGUUAAUCCAGGUGUUCGUGUACAGGGAUUUCAAUACAUGGAAGCACUCUCUCAUGUUUGA
Papaver somniferum (opium poppy) is the source of this 867-nucleotide messenger RNA. RefSeq names its product F-box protein At5g07610-like. Lineage: Eukaryota; Viridiplantae; Streptophyta; Magnoliopsida; Ranunculales; Papaveraceae. The transcript is spliced from 3 exons. The record is from RefSeq and is a predicted model, not a curated record. Bases 1 to 867 code for a protein of 288 amino acids.